AUGAAGGAGGAGGCCUUUCUCCGGCGCCGCUUCUCACUCUGCCCGCCGUCCUCCACCCCUCAGAAAGUCGACCCCCGCAAGCUCACCCGCAACCUGCUCUUCAGGGGAGAGAAUGAGCUCUACCCGCUCAGCCCAGGGAAGGACAUGGAGCCCAAUGGCAUGGCUCUGCCAAGGGACGAAGGGCCGCCAACCCCAGGCUCCGCCACCAAGGUGCCACCGGCAGAGUACAGGCUGUGCAAUGGGUCGGACAAGGAGUGUGUGUCCCCAACGGCCAAGGUCACCAAGAAGGAAACUCUCAAGGCACGGAAGGAGAACUACCGGCAGGAGAAGAAGCGUGCCACCAAGCAGCUGUUCAGCGCGCUGACCGACCCCAGUGUGGUCAUCAUGGCCGACAGCCUGAAGUCAGGCCCCCCCAUGCCCAUGGGGCCCCCUACCGCCCAUGGAGCCCACCAGCACCUGUGGGGUCCCCCUAGUGUCCAUGGAGCCCCCAAGUGCCUGUGGAGCCCCCCCAUGCCCAUGGGGCCCACUACCGCGCAUGGAGCCCACCAGCACCUGUGGGGUCCCCCUAGUGUCCAUGGAGACCCCAAGGAGGCAGCAGGUACAGAGGCCAAGGGCAGGGGCUCGGCCACCCUGCCGGGACCUGAGCUGCUGCUGGCCUCCAGCCAGAGUCUCCUGCUAAGCCGUUCCCCACGAUGGCCAGCCCUGCCCCCUCCGCCACUCCCUAUGCGGCACCAGGAGGGGGCGUUGCCUGGGCUGGACUGCUGGCUCUGUCUCGCUAGAUCCCUGACCUUGAGUGGCUCAGGUCGCUGCUGGCUGGACGCCCUGGAGCUGGCCCUGCGCUGCUCCAGCCUGCUGCGACUUAGCACCUGCAGGCAGGGCCGCAGCGGGGAGCCCGAGUCCUCGCCCGACACGUCACCCUCCUCACUCUACGUCCACACCGACCAGGACCUGUUCCCACUGAAUGGGUCGUCCCUGGGGAACCACCUGGAGAACGACGCUUUUUCCGACAAGUCAGAGAAGGAGAACGCCGAGGAGUCGGACAACGAGACCCAGGACCCCAGCCGGAAGACCACCGAGAGCGGCAGCGACCAGUCAGAACCCCGGGGCAGCCCAGUGCGCAGAGGGACCACGUACGUGGAGCAGGCCUCUGAGGAGCUGGGGGAGCUGGGCCGGGCGGCACAGGUGGAGGCAGUGUCGGAGGAGAACAAGAGCCUGGUCUGGGUCCUGCUGCGGCAGCUGCGGCCCGGCAUGGACCUGUCCCGCGUGGUGCUGCCCACCUUCGUGCUGGAGCCCCGCUCCUUCCUCAGCAAGCUGUCCGACCACUACCACCACGCCGACCUCCUCUCGCGGGCCGCGCUGGAGGGGAGCGCCUACGGCCGCAUCAAGCAGGUGCUGCGCUGGUACCUGUCGGGCUUUUACAAGAAGCCUAAGGGGAUCAAGAAGCCCUACAACCCCAUCCUAGGAGAGGUCUUCCGCUGCUGCUGGUUCCACCCUCAGACCGACAGCCACACCUUCUACGUUGCAGAGCAGGUCUCGCACCACCCGCCCGUGUCUGCCUUCCACGUCAGCAACCGGAAGGACGGCUUCUGCAUCAGCGGCAGCGUCACAGCCAAGUCCAAGUUCUAUGGGAACUCACUGUCAGCUCUGCUGGACGGCAAAGCCACGCUCACCUUUCUGAACCGAGCCGAGGAUUACACCAUCACCAUGCCCUAUGUCCACUGCAAAGCUACUUAUACCAUCUUCUCUUUGUCUCUGGUGUUCCACAACUUCACCAUAAGGCUGAAGCGGCACACGGUGCUGUUGGAAGAGCAGACGGAGCUGGAGUCUGAGCGGCUCUGGCAGCAUGUCACCAGGGCCAUCGGAGAGGGCGACCAGCACAGGGCCACACAGGAGAAGCUCACCCUGGAGGAGGCUCAGCGGCGGCGGGCCCUCGAGCGCCAGCAGACCCUCACGCCCUGGAUUCCGCGGCUGUUCCGCCUGGACCCUGCCACCCAGGAGUGGCGCUACAAACAUGAGGACCUCAGCCCCUGGGACCCAGUGAAGGACAUCACACAGUUCGAGCAAGACGGGAUCCUGCACACCCUGCGGAGGGCGGCCGUGCCCCGCCAGACCCCCUUCCUGUGCAGCCCAGGGCCCAGGCACAAGGGGCCUGGCCCCGCCCGCUGGCUCCGCAAGGCCAGUGACCAGCCAUCCGGCCACAGCCAGACCACCGAGAGCAGCGGCUCCACGCCCGAGUCCUGCCCGGAGCUCUCGGACGAGGACCGAGACCUUGUUCCAGGCUGCGGGAGCCCAUGCACGCGAUGCAGGAAGGAGGCAGGGCGGCUGCAGACGCUGCACGAGGUCGUGCUGUCUGUCCGCGAGGCUCAGCAGGAGCUGCACAGGCACCUCUCGGCCAUGCUGAACUACACCGUUCGGGCCCCACGCCUGCCGCCCCCCGGCCUCCUGCAGAACCCCCGCUCCUGGGUGCUGCUCUGCGUCUUCCUGGCCUGUCAGCUGCUCAUCAACUCUGUCCUCAAAUAA
This is a messenger RNA of Trichechus manatus latirostris (Florida manatee), 2520 nucleotides long. It is a transcript of the gene OSBPL5, whose product is annotated as oxysterol binding protein like 5. The coding region runs from base 1 to 2520 and encodes 839 amino acids. The record is from RefSeq and is a predicted model, not a curated record. NCBI's taxonomy places the organism in Eukaryota, Metazoa, Chordata, Mammalia, Sirenia, Trichechidae. Gene Ontology annotation, molecular function: cholesterol binding. Gene Ontology annotation, cellular component: intracellular membrane-bounded organelle; membrane; cytosol. The transcript is spliced from 21 exons.